AUAAACCCUAAACGCUCGCGCCUUUGCAGAGAGAGAGAGAGAGAGAGAGAGAGAGAGAGACAAGCAGUAUCAACUAUUUUCCCUCGGCAGGAUUUUGUAAGAAAUGGAACAUGGGUCCUUAACUGAUCCCAGCCAAUCUACAUUUUCUUUGGUUGAUGAGGAUCAUACAUUUGCAAAUGCCGCCAGGUUCACUUUGAAUCAGGAUCCAAGAACAAAAUUUUGUGGGUACAGCAUUCCUCAUCCAUCGGAUAACCGAGUUAAUAUCAGAAUCCAGACAACAGGUGAUGCAGCAAAAGAUGUAUUCAACGAUUCAUGCCAGGAUCUCAUGGUGAUUUGCCAACACGUGAGGAGCACUUUUGACAAGGCUGUGGUUGAUUUUAGAAUGAGCAAAUCCGUAAACGGCAUGGAUAUUGACUCAAAUAAUUGAAGCCUCAUAUCUUAGUUUUGAUUAUAAAUCUAGUCCAUGACGGAUGCAUGGCAUGGACUUACAAGUUUGACGUUGUUUGCUUGUGUUGUGCAUUGUAUAGCAAAACUAUUUGUAAUGGUUAUAAAGAACUUGCAAGAUCCUCACCCUUGGAUACAAAUCUUAUUUGGGAAUAGGAAGGGCGAAAAACGCUAUUUUUCUAA
Prunus mume (Japanese apricot) is the source of this 627-nucleotide messenger RNA. RefSeq names its product DNA-directed RNA polymerases I and III subunit RPAC2-like. Lineage: Eukaryota; Viridiplantae; Streptophyta; Magnoliopsida; Rosales; Rosaceae. The record is from RefSeq and is a predicted model, not a curated record. Gene Ontology annotation, molecular function: protein dimerization activity. Gene Ontology annotation, cellular component: RNA polymerase I complex; RNA polymerase III complex. Gene Ontology annotation, biological process: transcription elongation by RNA polymerase I; transcription by RNA polymerase III.